AUGGUGCCAUUACUCGGCCGUCUUUCUUUUCGCGACUACGGGGCACUCAUUUUUGGGUUUUUGUUUCUUGCUCUCGAAUCUCUUCUACACAUCAUCAUCGUCUGUCUGCCAAAGCCUGUCAUCAAUUGGUUCUACAGGCGAUCUAGAGCUCUGUUUAACCGUCUGUCCGAGCGGCGAAAACAUCGUUCAGAGGAGAAGAAAGCUGGAGAUCGCAUUCUUAAUGCUAGAGACUUCGGCGAGCUUUGUAGUAUCUAUGGAUACAUCCACGAGGAGCAUGUUGUUUUGACCAAGGAUGGCUAUUUGUUAGGUUUGCACCGUCUGCCCUCGAAGAUGGGUCAGAAGAAAACAAAUCCAGGCAGCAGUACAGGGAAACCUGUGGUGUAUUUGCACCAUGGGCUUCUCAUGAACAGUGAGGUUUGGGUUUGCUUGACAGACGCAGAGCGUGCGCUGCCCUUUGUCCUUGCUGAACUAGGAUAUGAUGUUUGGCUUGGAAAUAAUAGGGGAAACAAGUAUUCUAAGAAGUCGCUGCACCAUGGGCCUAACACAGCCAAAUUCUGGGACUUUAGUAUAGAUGAUUUCGCAUGGCACGAUAUCCCCGAUUCUAUCAAUCACAUUCUGGAGGUUACCAAGGCCGAAAAAUUGAGUUACAUUGGUUUCAGUCAAGGAACUGCUCAGGCGUUUGCCGCCCUCAGUAUACAUCCUGGCCUCAAUGAGAAGGUCAAUGUUUUUAUUGCCUUGGCUCCCGCUAUGAGUCCUCCGGGUCUCUCUGCUCCUAUUGUUGAUGGGCUUAUGAAGGCUUCACCAACAUUACUAUUUCUCUUUUUUGGUCGCAAAUCCAUCCUAUCCUCUGCGACGAUGUGGCAAUCCAUUUUAUAUCCGCCUAUUUUUGCCAGUAUGAUCGACCGUUCUUUAAUUUGGCUUUUCAAUUGGUAUAGCCAUAAUAUAUCCACGGAACAGAAGAUCGCAGCAUACGCCCAUUUGUAUUCCUUCGCCUCCGUCAAAUCUGUGGUGCACUGGUUCCAGAUCAUGCGGAAUGGUUGCUUUCAGAUGUACGAUGACGAUGUCUUGUCUCCUGUUGUUAGAACAUCUGUCAGCUCUUACCGGCCGGCUCGUUUCCCUACGCGCAAUAUUGUAACCCCCAUUGUCCUUCUCUAUGGAGACUGCGACAGUCUUGUGCACAUAGAGACGAUGCUGGCUCAAUUGCCUGACCACACUGUGGCUAAAGCGCUGCACACAUACGAGCAUUUGGAUGUUUUAUGGGGAAAGAACGUACACAAAGAUGUUAUCCCAGAGGUUAUCGAAGCACUAAAAUAUUAUCAAUGUAAUAAGGGUCGAGAUGACGCGGUGGUUGACAGCAAACCCCCUUGGACAGAAAUAGUUAGCGAUAUGGAUUAA
Molecule: messenger RNA, 1395 nt
Organism: Psilocybe cubensis
Lineage: Eukaryota; Fungi; Basidiomycota; Agaricomycetes; Agaricales; Agrocybaceae
Exons: 4
Coding region: 1-1395 (464 amino acids)
Biological process (GO): lipid metabolic process
Source: RefSeq, a predicted model, not a curated record